Adineta ricciae is the source of this 2082-nucleotide messenger RNA. The record is from the annotation of a GenBank genome assembly. Lineage: Eukaryota; Metazoa; Rotifera; Eurotatoria; Adinetida; Adinetidae.
AUGUCGUCUUUAUUGUUACAGGAGGAGGAGAUGGCUUCAGUGCCGACGACACCUAAUACAACUACACCGCCUCCAAUAUCGACGACAACGACAAUGCCGAAUUCGGCUUCUGUGGCAUCUGCCGAGAAGACGCAUGGAAUAGCAAUCGAUGAGCCGUCGGUGGCUCAUCAAGCCAUUCUAUUUAUUCUCGAUGUGCUCAUUCGGAACAAUCAAGCUAUGCCAAUUGUGAAGCUGUACGAUAGCUUCGCCGACCGAACAUUUACACCACAAAUGUUACGUGCUGUUGGUGGAAACGAGCAAGGAUUACAACAAUUCUUGCUUCGUUAUCCUUCAUUAUUUACUGUUAACAACGACACUGUUUCAGCAAAUAGUGCUACACCAGUUCGUACAUUAAAUUCAUCCUCAUCAUCGAAAUCUCAUCAGAAUCGAUCGAAACCAACAACUUCGCCCGCCUCGAGUAACGAGGCGAGUGAAAAUGAUCCGAUGACAACAUCAAUAAGUAACACAACGAACAACAACGAAACAGUGUGGGAUGCAAAGACAAUGCGCGAAAUCGAACAAGAAGCAAUCAAUUUCUUUAAAAAACAACUAACAAAACGUGAGGAAGAAUGGUUACCGAUUGUAAGCGUUGCUGGACAUGCAUCUCAAGCAUCCGCCGAUGUUCGCAAAUAUGUCGGUCCACAAAAUGAAUUCAAGAUAUUUCUUUUACGUUAUCCAAAUAUAUUUAUUGUUCGUGAUGAAUUUUGUGGCUUGAAAGGUAAAGCUGAUAUACCAGGAAUACCAUUUCCACCUCCAUCGCCUCCGCCAAAACGACGUUCAACUUUGACGAAUUCUGGCGGUAAUAAUUCGAUGUUAACUCGUUCGGCUUCGUUUAAAUCAAGUAUACGGCCAAUGCUUGGCGGUAAUUCCAUGCCAAGUACACCAACAAUCGGAAUGAAUACAUCAUCAUUACUUUCAUCAACAUCAUCAGCAAUACGAAAUCCAUCUCAACGUUUAACACCUAACGAAGUCAAAGCUGUUCAUUAUGUUAUGCGUGCACUACAUAAAAAUGGACGUGUUUUACUUCAGAGUGUACCGAAUCUGAUCGCUCGUGCACCGGAUCAUUUAACACCGUUGAUUGGUUUUACACGCGAUGAUUUAAUAUUAUUUUUUAAACGUCAUAAUGCGGUUUUUCAACUACACACUGAUGGAACAGUUACUGUGAAAUCUGAUGCUGCGCGGGCUCUACUGAAUAAAAGCGAUGCAAACAACAAUGGCACUGGCAAUAGUUUACAAACAUCAUUGUCGUCAACACAAUUGUCUCAAUCAGCAACGAAUUCGAUUUCAGCGACUGGUGUUGUCAUAAGAAUCUUUCCAAAAUAUGGAAUACUGAAUAUGGAUAAUAAUGAACAAGUGUUUUUCGAUAUACAAUCAUGUCAUUUUGAAACAUUCAGUGACCUCACUUGUGUGGUUAAUCCCGGCGAUACUCUAAAUGUCAAUGCUAUACUCGGUCCAAAAGAAGGUAGACUACGAAUGAAUGAUCAUGAAAAUAAGAUUUGCAUUCGGUAUAUUCUAGGUUCGACCAAAUGGAAAUCUUUGAAAACUUGGCCACGUCAAAAUCCUCGUCCAAAUAUUGUUCAUUCAGCAAGUACUAAUAAUUUAUCAUCGAUGACAUCGACGAAUGGUGGUUACAUAUCUCCGCCAUCAUUUGAAUCCUACGCAAAUUCAUCUAAUGGAUAUGCGCCUAUUGAUCAAGAAUUAAAUGCUUAUCAAAUCAGUAAUGAUUUAAAUGGUAGUGGAUAUGACGAAAUAGUCGAUACAAACGGUGGCCAAUUGUCACCAAUUGGAUUGAUUAAUUCGACGAAUCCUACACGACAUAGUCGUCUUGGCUUACCUACACUCGAUGAAGAACAAUGUCCACUGCCUAAAAUGGUCAGUGGUCUCGAUGCCGAAGUUCUUCGACGUAAUUUACAACAAGUUAUUCAACGAACAAAUACGAUUUCUCUACGUGAACAAGUCGAUGAAACUGGUCGAUAUGUCUCUCAAGGAUGUCAAACAACGUCGACAGGAGAAAUCUUAGCUACAAAUAUCCACAUCGAAUAA